GUGUUCAUCCGCUCCGUAGAGUUCUGCGGCCGUGGCGGCGAUGAUUCGCGUGGCGUCGGAAGGGGUGGAGGAUGCGGCGGCGGCGCCGGAGCCGCCCGAUCCUGACGUAAUCGAGGUCGAUCCCACUCGGCGUUACGUUCGUUACAAGGAGGUAUUAGGGAAAGGAGCAUUCAAGACUGUCUACAAGGCAUUUGAUCAAGUGGACGGAAUUGAGGUAGCUUGGAACCAGGUUAGGAUUGAUGAUGCUUUGCAGUCCUCCAAUGACUUGGAGAGGCUGUAUUCGGAGAUCCACUUUCUGAAAACCCUGAAGCAUCCGAAUAUCGUGAAAUACUACAACUCGUGGAUCGAUGAUGAGAAGAAGACUCUCAAUAUCAUCACGGAGUUGUUUAACUCCGGCAGUUUGAGAGAGUAUCGGAGAAAACACAAGAAGGUGGAUAUGAAAGCAGUGAAGCGGUGGGCUACACAGAUAUUGAACGGAUUAAUUUAUCUUCACUGUCGGGACACUCCUAUUAUCCAUAGGGAUUUGAAGUGUGAUAAUAUUUUUAUCAACGGAAACCAUGGAGAGGUGAAGAUUGGUGAUCUUGGUUUGGCCACUGUCAUGCAACAUACCAAAGCAAGGAGCGUGACUGGGACUCCUGAGUUUAUGGCACCAGAAUUAUAUGAUGAGGAAUACAACGAGUUGGUAGACAUACACUCCUUUGGAAUGUGCAUGCUAGAAAUGAUUACCUUCGAGUACCCAUACAGCGAAUGCACAAAUUCUGCUCAGGGGAUAAAGCUUGCUGCCCUUUCGAAGGUAAAAGAUUCUGAAGUGAAAGCUUUUAUAGAGAAAUGUCUGGUUCCAGCUUCUCAGAGGUUAUCAGCGCAGGAGCUUUUAAAGGAACCUUUUCUUCAAUUAAACGGGCCAAACGGAACUCAAACAAAUUCUGUGUGUUUAUCAAAUGCUGUCAAUCACAAAAUACCCAACUCUCGGGAUGAUUCUGUUGUCAAAGAAGAAAGAAGCGCUUCCCUGCAUCAUUCAACAUCUCACAUGGACGUUGAUGUGGAAGAUAGUCCUGCUACUAUUUCUGUAGUUAGUACCUCUUCUGAGAAAGGCUCGUGCAUACCAACUUUGGAGGUUCAUAUGAGAAGGGAACAUGGUGAAUUUGCAUUGAAGGGGGAGAGAGAUAAUGCCAAUACCGUAAAAUUGGUGCUAAGAAUUGCUGAUCUGGAUGGUGAUAUAGGUCGUGUGACCAACAUCUCUUUCCCAUUUUACUUGCACGCUGAUACUUCUUUUUUAGUUGCCACCGAAAUGGUUAAGGUUCUUCAACUCGCUAGGGUGAAUGUAAAUUUUAUCUCCAAGCUAAUUGAUUUAUUAUUAACUAACUUGAUUUCCGGAUGGAAACCUUGUGCGCUACUGUUCGACAAUCAGACAAUUUGAAUGGAGAGAAAACUCCUACAGAUGAAACAAAGGAUCUCCAAUUGGUCAAGGCUGGGGAAAGCUCUCUUGGGUCUUCUGAAAGUAAUGCUGAAAAUGUUCAGAUACUUGAUGUUCCAUCAUAUAUGAAACUUGAUGAACUUUCUUCUUGUACUGACCCCAUAUCCUUGGAUGCUAUUCAUUUGGAUGAGUGUUGUUCUGAAAUGUCCUCUUUUUCCGCCAUCUCCUACGAAGGAAAUGAAGAGAAUUCUGCAGCUUCUGCUACGUAUUUACCCCAUAUGGAUAAUAAACAAUUUGUGACUGAAUGGGAUCUUAAGGAGGUAUUAUCUAGAGUUGAUGAUGGUAGUUUGUGUUUCGAUAUGAAGGACGUGAAUAGCUUGAUUGCUAGUGAUUUGCCGGCCUUUUCUGGUUUCGUAAGCAAUGAUUUCCUGUGGUUUUGGCUGAGGAAAGUGAUUAUGAUUUAGAAUUGAAAUUGGAAUUGGGGAUAUUAUAGAGCAGCAGUAUCAGCAGGCAAUAAAGGAAAUAGUCCUCAAGAAACAGCAAGCAAUUGCAUCAGUGCAGAGCAGGAUAGCACGGAAGAAGCAAUUGUGUCAUCAUUGAUCAGUGUCUUGCAGUUUUUUCAUUAACAUCUUUUUUGGGCUUUUCAUAUUAUGAUUAGUUGAUCAUUUUGUAACUCAAUGGAAUGCAUUUUUAGCACGUCUUUUUGUUCUGUAUAAUCAACUAAAAUUGGGCAUAUCUUGUUGUUUAGAAUUCUAGGAAAGGCCGGCAUAAAGCAAUGUUUAUUGUGAGCUAUCACUGUAUUUCUGUCUUGAAAUCUGGAUGAGAAAGUUGUAUUCAGCAAGCUGGUUAUUAGUUUGGAUCA
Messenger RNA from Ananas comosus (pineapple), 2276 nucleotides. Its product is annotated as probable serine/threonine-protein kinase WNK6. Gene Ontology annotation, cellular component: cytoplasm. The transcript has 7 exons. Gene Ontology annotation, molecular function: protein serine/threonine kinase activity; ATP binding. NCBI's taxonomy places the organism in Eukaryota, Viridiplantae, Streptophyta, Magnoliopsida, Poales, Bromeliaceae. The coding region runs from base 41 to 1417 and encodes 458 amino acids. The record is from RefSeq and is a predicted model, not a curated record. Gene Ontology annotation, biological process: protein phosphorylation; intracellular signal transduction.